Molecule: messenger RNA, 4014 nt
Organism: Postia placenta MAD-698-R-SB12
Lineage: Eukaryota; Fungi; Basidiomycota; Agaricomycetes; Polyporales; Adustoporiaceae
Exons: 6
Coding region: 1-4014 (1337 amino acids)
Cellular component (GO): nucleus
Molecular function (GO): protein binding; histone H4K20 methyltransferase activity; DNA binding
Source: RefSeq, a predicted model, not a curated record
AUGCGCGACCUUUCGCGCGACGACGACUUCCUCUCCCACCUACUCGUCGAGAAACUCGGUACCGGCGCUGCACCCCUCGUCGUCCAUAAGAUGGACGCCGGCCGCACCAUCCCCAAGGCCAACCCCGACUCGCUGAUGCAGAUCGUCAGAACACUGGUCACUGCCAAGGGGCCCCCGCAGGCCGCGAUACGCGUCGCAGUCGACGAACUUCUCACGCAUGCCUCGCGUUAUUUCGAAUUAUAUCUCCCCACAGGCUCUAUUGAGAUCGCGCAUACAUCGCGCUAUUCACACAAGACUGGAAAAUCCGAACUAUGCAUCCUCGCGACGCGCCCGCUCAACACAGGCACUGUCAUUACAGAGUUGAAAGGGUCGAUGGCCGACCUGACCGAUGAGGAAGACAUGGAACUAAAACGCAUCGACGCGACGUGUGUCGAUGGUGUGCAGAUCCGAAGAGACUUCAGCGUCAUUCAUUCAAAGCAAUUGAAGAAAAACCAUCUUUUUUUAGGCCCGGCGCGGUUCGUCAACCACGACUGCGACCACAAUGUCGAGCUCUUCCGUGAAGGGCGGUACAUCACUUUCCGAGUCAUCAAGCCCAUCGGAGUUGGGGAGGAAGUCACCGCGCACUACGGAGAUGGCUACUUCGGCCGGGACAAUCGACAUUGUCUCUGUGAGACGUGCGAAAAGCUCGGGCGGGGCGGAUACGCUACUGACGCCGAAGACGACGAGGCCUCCGAUUCUGGCCCAGGGUCGCCGUUGCAGCCCCGCGGACGUCGCGCUGCCCCCAGUGUUGACUCGGACUCAGACUCGGAGGAAGAAGAGGCUGUGGUCGUUAACGUGAACGCACGCAGUACGCGGCGCGGGGUGUAUGCGGUCGUGAAGGACAAGGAACGCAUCAAGGGAAAGGGCAAAGAGAAGGCCGCGGCGUCUGAGCUCGUGGAAGGUGCGGAGAUCGAGCUCGAGGCGGAGGUCGAGCAGGACAUCUCGUCGGACCUGACGUCGCUCCCCCCGUCGCGUUCAUCGGCGCCCGUUCCCCCCUCGAAAGGCAACGGACUUAUGACACCAGAACCGGAUCCUCAACUACAGGAAUGGCUUCGUGGCGUUGGCGCAGAAGGCGCAUCUGUUCCGUCCACGCCGACGAAAGGUGGAAUGCGCGGAGCGAGUACGAGCACGAGCGUGCUGUCGACCCCGACAAGCUUCCGUUCCGUGAUCGCGACGCGCGCACAGAAAGCAAAAAAGGCCGCGACCGCUGAGGAUGAUGUUGCGGAGGACGAAUUACCGGAUGCCAGUGCCAGUGUCAAUGUCAGUGUCAGUGCAAGGGGCUCUGGACGUGGACGAGGCCGGAGGGGCAGAGGCAGAGGAUUCCGUGGACGAGGCCGUGGUGGACGCUCACGAGCGGACAUGGAUCAGCCCCGCCAGCUUGAGACGCCACCAUUGACGGCGGAGUCGGCGUCGGUGUCCGUGGCGACGAGUAUUCGGUCAAGCUCGCGCAUACGCUCUCGCGGCGGGGACGUCACAAACCUCUCGCGCCUGACCACGCCUGUGCCAGUCAGCUCGUCCCUGUCUAGAGCGGUCGAGCCUACUGGGCGGAAAGACAAGGGCAAGGAGCGCGCGAGCGAAGAGUCCGAGUCUGAAUCUGUUUCCGAAGAUGGAGAGGACGAGCCGGAGCCGGAGCCUGAGAUGCGGACAUUGCGCCCGCGCGCGUCGCUUCACGGGCACCUGCUCGCAGCGCAUGGAUUGGAGCACCCGGUGAUGGAGCGAGCAGAGGCGCCGCGGGGCGAGGAUGGGAAGCUACUGCCGACAUGCAUAACGUGCCGGAACGUGCUACCAGUGAUACAUGUAGAAGGCAAGCCAGUGUGGGGGCUCGUGCUGGGACGGACGGGCAAGCGGGGUCGACCUAAAAAGAACAUCGAGGCGGAGUGCCCUAGGUGCCUGCGCCAUAGUGAGAUAUACGGUCUCAAAUGGCCAGAGCGUCGUCCUGGUGACAGGAGCAGUGCAUUCCUUCCUACACCACGGGAGACGCGCAAUUCCACCCCCAUUACCCAUUCCGCUCUUGCUGCUCUUGACCGCAAGUUGGCAUUCGCAAAGCAUGGAUAUGCAAUGCCCAAGCGGCCUUACAAGCGCCGCAGGGAAGUUGAAGAGACUGAGGACGGCCCACCUGCCAAACGCGCCAAACCCAUCGAUAAGCCUGCGGCGACGAGCACAGGACGCCCGCGCGGCCGCCCUCCAAAACAUCGAGUCGGAAUGUCGACGAAGGCGAAACAAUUACUCAAAGUCGACACACUCAAGGUUAUACCCAAGGCUUCCCCUAUUAAGGCUAAGGCGGCACCGGUUGCAAAGGCUAGCGCUAGCACUAACAGCGGCCGGCGCAGUGGACGCACGCGGGUUCCGAGCAUCAAGCUGCGAGAGAGCGUACCCCCCAGAUUGCGGUCGCAGUCGCGGGCUGGGCAUAGCGCGAGUCGCCCGCCGACUUCCUCUUCGACGUCUGCGAGCGGUUCAUCCUCCUCUUUGUCGGGGCCGGAGACUGAAAGUGUGGUGGGCAGCCUCAUGGAGCCACCUAGUACUCCUGUGAAGCGAAAACGAGAAGGAGAAGGCGAAGAGGACAGCCCGAAGGUCAUGACUCCUAAGUCGCUUGCUGUGGCGGCCCAGCCCCGAGAGUCGAACGGCCGCUUCGGGAAGAAGUCGCAUACGAACGGGCGGUUCAAGCGGAAUAAUUCUGCGCUAUCUGGUGCUGGCAGGCGCUCUCGACAGCAAAGGGCGCUGAUGCGUCUGCGUCGACUCACCAAGAAAAACAUCAGUACACCGAGAUGUGACAACGAAAUUCAUCCUGGAUCUGAAGGCAGCUCUUCAGACUUGGUUACUUCGGGAACGUCAGACGAGGCGAGCAGUCUGUCACGCAAGCGGCCCAUAGAGGAUGAAGGGGAAGACGAAGACAUGGCUGAGUUGUCUGCCAAGAGGAUUCGUAUUGGCGAAGAUCUCGAGGAUCUUGAUCUCGAUGCUGUCUCCGAUGGAGAUCAAGAUGAGGAAGAGGAUGACGCUAUGGGCGAUUCAGAACCCGAGUAUAUGUUCCGUCCAGCAUUGUUCUCGUCUCGAGGCAACUCUGGUGCAGGUCUUCUUUGUGCGCCAAAUCCCAUGUCCUUCGCGCGCCGCAAAUGGUCCGUUACCCCCAUCAUCUCGCAGAACUCCGUCGAUGGCGGACAGUCUUCAACAGACGAUAAUGACACCGACCUGCCUCCCACGCCUGAGGACGACCAGGAUGCGCCCGUCGUCAACGCAGAAGAACUCGCGGAGCAGCUGGAAUGCGCUGAGGAUGAGGAUGGAGACAGUGAACAUACCAUGUCUGUGUCUUAUUCACGUCCUAUCUUGUCCGCGCCUGCGUUGGGAGGCAAGUUGCUGAAACCUUCUCCUCACAACCUUGCUAGGCGCCGUUGGGCGCCGCCGCCGCCGCCAAAGGUUCAAGAAGAGAGAGCCAAUGGGCUCCUCAAUCGUUUUGGUGAUUUGGAAUAUCCGUAUACUUCCGACGAGGAGGACAACGAUAUAAGAGGUCCCGCGGAGGGGCUAUUGGAACUUGCUAGGUCGCCGAAGUCUCCUAUACUUGCUGCAAGGUCAAGUCGUGCGUCGACCAUCUCCGAUCUUAGUGCUCCUGCUGCACUGUUGGAGCUGUCGAGGACACCGAAGCCCACAGGCCCAUCCUCGAAUUCCCGCGGAAUUUCCCUUGGAUCAACAGGGUCCACCGGCAGCUCAGAGUUGGUUGUCGAACAACUAGUGAGCAUGUCUCCUUCGCCGCGCCCUGCAUCUUUAGGUUCGCCUUGGUCAGGGUCUCCUCGAUCGAUUGGCGGUACGCCAACGAUCCAGCAGUCACCAAGCCUGCCAUGGAAGCAGAUUUCCAUCCGGGAGGCUGACAUUCCUUAUCUGAAGGACCGCUCUCGUUCAUUCUCCGCCAACCUACACAGCUCCCCUGUGACUUUCGAGCGUGCACGAUGGUGUGAUCCAUCGUCUGAAUCGGACUCUUCAUGA